Rosa rugosa (rugosa rose) is the source of this 642-nucleotide messenger RNA. RefSeq lists its product as uncharacterized. The record is from RefSeq and is a predicted model, not a curated record. Lineage: Eukaryota; Viridiplantae; Streptophyta; Magnoliopsida; Rosales; Rosaceae. The transcript is spliced from 2 exons. The coding region runs from base 123 to 569 and encodes 148 amino acids.
GAGUUAAGUGCCCAACUACAGAGCACAUUCACGAGAUCUGUCUCCAGCUGAACCAGUAUGGACAGGUUGAGGGCAAGAACAUUUACUUUUGGUUCCAGAACGUCAGGGCUCGAGAGAAGCAGAUGAAGAGGUGCAAUCAGGCUGCUCAAGUGCCCAUGGGAACUAGUUCUCCUGGUACUGGUGGAUCCAUUGAUCUCAAUUUGGGGUCCACUGGUUCUACUGGUGCUGGUGGAUCCAUCGACAUCAAUUUUGGGCCAGCUGGUGGAUCCAUUGACAUCAAUUUUGGGUCCACUAGUUCUACUGGUGCUGGUGGAUCCAUUGAUCUCAAUUUUGGUUCCACUGCUUCUACUGGAGGACAAUCUUCCAUGGAACAACGAGGAGGAGUUCGCCAGGAGUUUGAAACUCUUCCUCUGUUCCCCGUGCACGGCGAGGACGUCUAUGGUAACCCGAAGACUACUUCCGAGGAAGGUAGCGCAUAUGAUUACUAUUUCGGUGGCUCAGGCGGUUACAACCGUGGAUCUCCAGUUUCUCUUGAGCUCAGCCUCAACCCAUCCGGAGCUACUGAUUAGGCUUAGUAUAGCGUAGUUCCAAUUUCCUUUUUGUAAUAUUAAAUCAAUAAGAUGGUGUGCAUGUUUUCUUUUC